This is a messenger RNA of Cynara cardunculus var. scolymus (artichoke), 1642 nucleotides long. RefSeq names its product rhomboid-like protein 15. Gene Ontology annotation, molecular function: ubiquitin-specific protease binding; misfolded protein binding; serine-type endopeptidase activity. Gene Ontology annotation, biological process: endoplasmic reticulum unfolded protein response. NCBI's taxonomy places the organism in Eukaryota, Viridiplantae, Streptophyta, Magnoliopsida, Asterales, Asteraceae. The transcript has 13 exons. Gene Ontology annotation, cellular component: endoplasmic reticulum membrane; Hrd1p ubiquitin ligase ERAD-L complex. The record is from RefSeq and is a predicted model, not a curated record. The coding region runs from base 111 to 1337 and encodes 408 amino acids.
UCGGACUGUGAUCAAAACGCUACGGACGUCGAGAACAACCGGUGAGUGUAAACCAAGAAUCAACGUUCAAAACACUCUGCCGAUUUCUUCGAAGCAAUUUGCAGUGAACGAUGAGAUCAAACAUUGUAUCGGAGGCAGGGUUUCCUACAAGAUUUAAGCAAUGGUGGGAAGGCAUACCAUUCCUUACUUCUGUGGUGGUUGCAGUUUGUGCCGUGAUUUACUUGGUUUGUCUUUUGGUUGGCUAUGACUCUUUUGCAGAAGUAUGUUUCUGGCCCUCUGCUGUUAUUUCAAAGUUUCAAGUUUACAGGGUUUUCACUUCUAUAUUCUUUCAUGGUUCAAUACUUCAUCUCGUAUUCAAUAUGUUGGCCCUGGUUCCUUUAGGCUCAGAGCUGGAGAGAGUUAUGGGCUCAAUCCGUUUGUUGUACAUGAUUGUUCUGUUGGCUACAAGCAGCGCUAUUUUUCACCUUCUAAUUACAUUAAUAGCUGCCUACAACCCCAUUCACUCGUAUUACCAUUUUAUGGAUGAGUGUGCGAUUGGCUUCUCUGGCGUUCUCUUCUCUAUGAUUGUUAUAGAGACGAGUCUAAAUGGAGUCCAAUCUAGAAGUGUGUUUGGACUUUUUAAUGUGCCUGCUAAGUUGUAUCCAUGGAUAUUAUUGGUGGUGUUCCAGCUUCUCAUGACAAACAUUUCAUUGCUUGGACACUUAUGUGGGAUUUUAUCUGGAUUUGCAUACACUUAUGGAUUAUUCAACUUUAUAAUACCGGGGAGCUCUUUCUAUUCGGGCAUAGAAUCCUCUUCUUGGCUUUCAACUUGUGUGCGUAGACCAAAAUAUAUAAUGUGCACAGGUGGGGAGCCUUCUGGAUACAUCCCUACAUAUUCCACUCGUAAUACAGCAUCCAGUGAAUCGCUUUCUGGGAAUAUGUGGUCAAACUUGUCUUCAUGGAUGCCACGGAGAGAGGUUCCUUCCCAGUCAACAGAAGAAAGUAGCAGGUUCCCUGGCCGUGGAAGGACACUUGGUGCACCCCAAAUGGAAACAGUAUCCAACAACAGUUCUGACUCGAGCCUACAGGCUAGACUGUUGGAAACCCCUGUCCGCCCUUCAACUCAGGAACCUAUAGGUGCAGGACAGCAGAGAAAUGAUAGAAGGCAGCCAGGGAUAGAUAACACAGCAGCUGCAACUAUGGGCUCCCCUGUCAGUCAGGUCACAGUUGCAUCAGAUGAAGACAUUCAAAAGCUUCUAGCAAUGGGUUUUGAUAAGACACAGGUGGAAGUUGCCAUAGCAGCUGCAGAUGGAGAUGUGAAUGUAGCUGUUGAAAUACUCAUGAGCCAACAGGGAUGACUUGAAAAGGUUGUUUCUUAACGGAAAAACGCAUAUCCGGCUUAGGGAGGCAUCGUGCUUGUGGAUAUUUGUCUCUAUGUCUAAUGAUCUUUCCAACUGUACCUUCUUUCAGAUCUUUAGUUUUGAUUUAGACUAUCAUAUACUUGAAGAACGAAAAAAUGUGAACUUGUCGUGUUAAUGAUUAGGGCAAUUAGCGUGUGAUGACUAGGACUCACCGCUUAUCGGAAACUGCACUUUUUUAUGUACUUAAAAGUGGUUGUAUAUGAUUGCUGCUGAAAUUUUAUGCGAUCCAGGGUUGGCUUCCC